UCACAAAUAAAUCCCAUACCAAUCGCCCGACAUUUCUCUCACUCCACAAUCGGAGACCAAAGAUUAUUCCUUUUUUCCCAUUUCUAUUUCUUCCAAUCUCAAUCGCAUGACGGAUUAUCGUUUGUCGACGAUGAAUCUCUGGACUGACGAGAACGCGUCGGUUAUGGACGCUUUCAUGAAUUCCGAUCUGUCUUCCUACUGGGCUCCGUCAGCCGCCUCCUCUCACUCUCUUCACCACCCACCGCCACCUCAGUCCUCCGCCUCCACAUCCACUCCCCCGCCGGACGCACCUAAGUCCCUCCCCGUUUUCAAUCAGGAGACUCUGCAGCAGCGGCUCCAGGCGCUGAUCGACGGUGCUAGGGAGAGUUGGACUUAUGCGAUUUUCUGGCAGUCGUCUUAUGAUUAUUCUGGUGGGUCUGUUUUGGGGUGGGGUGAUGGGUAUUACAAAGGAGAGGAAGAUAAAGGAAAGGGAAAAGCGAAAAUGGUGUCGUCAGCGGCGGAGCAGGCUCACCGGAAGAAGGUUUUACGGGAGCUUAACUCUUUGAUUUCUGGCUCUGCCGCCGGACCUGACGAUGCGGUGGAUGAGGAGGUUACGGAUACGGAGUGGUUCUUUUUGGUUUCGAUGACUCAGUCGUUUGUUAAUGGUGUUGGGUUACCGAGUCAAGCGUUUUACCACUCGACGCCGAUUUGGGUCUCUGGUGCCGAUCGGCUGUCGGCGUCUGCCUGUGAACGAGCUAGACAGGGGAGGGUUUUUGGGUUACAGACGAUGGUCUGUAUUCCAUCGCCUAACGGUGUUGUGGAAAUGGGUUCGACGGAAUUGAUUCAUCGAACGUCGGAUUUGAUGAAUAAGGUCAAGAUUCUGUUCAAUUUCAACAAUCUCGAAACGAGUUCUUGGAUUUCGGGAACUACCGCCGCCGCAUCCGCUGCCGACGAAGGGGAAAACGACCCGUCGUCGAUGUGGAUCAGUGAGCCAUCGAGUACAAUCGAGAUGAAGGAUUCAAUCACCACCACUGUUCCUUCCAGCAACGUUCCGGCAAAGCCAAUCCGUUCGGAAAAUCCCAGUACAAGUAGCUUAACGGAAAAUAUGAGCACGAUUCAACAAUCCCAUCAUAAACAGAGCCAAAGCUUCUUAAAUUUCUCCGAUUACGGCUUCGAAUCAAAUCCCACAAAGAACACCACCGCUACCGCCACCGCAACCACCAGCACCACCCCAUCAUUCAAGCCGGAAUCCGGCGGGAUGCUGAAUUUCGGCAACGGGAGCCUCUUCUCCGGCCAUUCACAGUACGUAACAAACGAACAGAACGAGAAAAAGAGAUCCCCUGCUUCUCGAAGUAGCAACGACGAAGGGAUCCUCUCUUUCACCUCCGGCGUGAUCUUACCCUCUUCCGGUAAGGUAAAAUCCGGUGAUUCAGACCAUUCAGAUCUCGAAGCAUCAGCGAUCAGAGAAGUGGAUAGCUGUACAAAAUCAUUAGAACCCGAAAAACGUCCAAGAAAAAGAGGUAGAAAACCAGCAAACGGAAGAGAAGAGCCAUUGAAUCACGUAGAAGCAGAGAGACAACGGCGAGAGAAAUUAAACCAGAAAUUCUACGCUCUCCGAGCUGUAGUUCCAAACGUAUCUAAGAUGGACAAAGCCUCACUACUAGGUGACGCGGUUUCGUACAUAAACGAGCUCAAAUCGAAGCUCCAAAUGGCAGAAUCGGAGAAAACAGAUAUGGGAAAACAUCUAGAAUUGCUGAAGAAGGAGAUGGGAGGAAAAGAUUUAGGAUGUUACUCAAACCCAAAUGAUGAAGAUCUGAAAACAGGGAAAAGAAAGGUAAUGGAUAUGGAGAUUGAAGUUAAAAUCAUGGGUUGGGAUGCGAUGAUAAGGAUUCAAAGCAACAAGAAGAAUCAUCCGGCGGCGAGGUUGAUGACGGCGUUUAAGGAUUUGGAUUUAGAAAUGCUUCACGCGAGUGUUUCUGUAGUGAAUGAUUUGAUGAUUCAACAAGCAACAGUGAAGAUGGGGAGCAGAUUUUACACACAAGAGCAGCUUAAAAUGGCUCUUGUCGCCCGAGUCGGCGGUGGUGGAAGUGGAGGCGGCGGUGGAAUCAUGUAAAUGGGGUUAGGGGACAUUUUUGAAGCUCCCAAUUAGUAGAGUUUAGUUGAGGGAAUCUGAUUUAGUAUUGUGUAAUAUAAAUGUUGGUAAAUUAUUUUUGAUAAUUCUCUUGUUGUUCAUCUUUUGUUGUUAGAGUAAUUUGGGAGUUCUUCUAUAUGUAGUUUUUGUUUAUUAAAUAUGAAAUCUAAUAGAAGUAAAGAUCAAAGACCUUCAAACUUUGUGUUUGAUCAUUUCAA
Cucumis sativus (cucumber) is the source of this 2328-nucleotide messenger RNA. RefSeq names its product transcription factor MYC2. Lineage: Eukaryota; Viridiplantae; Streptophyta; Magnoliopsida; Cucurbitales; Cucurbitaceae. Gene Ontology annotation, biological process: regulation of DNA-templated transcription. Bases 107 to 2092 code for a protein of 661 amino acids. Gene Ontology annotation, cellular component: nucleus. Gene Ontology annotation, molecular function: transcription cis-regulatory region binding; DNA-binding transcription factor activity; protein dimerization activity. The transcript has a single exon. The record is from RefSeq and is a predicted model, not a curated record.